This is a messenger RNA of Colossoma macropomum (tambaqui), 1231 nucleotides long. RefSeq lists its product as uncharacterized. The transcript has 5 exons. Lineage: Eukaryota; Metazoa; Chordata; Actinopteri; Characiformes; Serrasalmidae. The coding region runs from base 290 to 1204 and encodes 304 amino acids. The record is from RefSeq and is a predicted model, not a curated record.
ACUGUUCCUCUUCUCAGAAGAAGGAGGAAGAAUCAAGCAAAGGAAGAAAAGGAGGAAUGGAGAGAAGGAGCAGGAGGAAAAUAGGCAGCUUAUUCUUUUCAACAUUAUUCAGUUUUCUAUUUACUAGUGAUAAACUGAGAUUUACAACAAUUCAGUAGCUCAGGGGUGUAAAGUCAAAGUGUUACAGCGAUGAAAGGGUGAAACAGCCACUGUUCAACGACUGUGAAGUUUUAUUGUGUUUUACUGAUCUUUAGAAGACGCACCAUCUCAGCCUAAAGCACAGUCAGACAUGCAGUCCUGCAGUUCUGCUCUCUGUGUCCUGAUCUUACUGACCACUACUGUUCUUGUUGCUACAUGGGAUCUUACUGGUCUUCUUACUGUGCCUCUGUCAGCUGAUCCUCCAGUGAAGGUGAAUCUUCAUGACUCUGCUACUCUGCCCUGCUCUGAGAGAUGCUCUGGUUUGGUCAGAUGGACUGUGUUCCAUAAACGCAGUGACACUCUGGCUGAGUGUGAUCAGACUUCAUGUAGAUCAGUGAAGGAGGGAUAUCAGAUGAUCCAUGAUCAGUACCUGAAUGGGAAUCUCUCUCUCACCAUCACUGACGCUGAUUUCAGUAAGAGAGGCUGGUACACGUGUGACUGUGAUGGUAAAGAUCUCUGUGAUCUGAAGCUCCUGAUUGAACCGCUGAACACCACAGUUCAGAUAGAGCCUGGAAAGUCUCUGGUGCUGGAAUUGGACGUAUCAGAUCCAGUGGAGGUGCUUUAUAACAGCACAGAUGCAGCUGGACCAUCCAGUGGUCAGAUCUGUACAGUGGAUGGACGCUCAACGCAAUGUAGAGAAGACUAUAAAGAAAGAGUGUCGGCUGCUCUUGAGCUGAGAGCAGUGAUUCCGUCUGAUAGUGGAGUUUAUACUGUAAUGGACGAAAGGACUGACGAAGUCAUUCACACCUACACAGUGACCGUGGGGUCAGCAGGGGGAAGAGGUGACCAUCCAGAUCUAGAUAAGGGAGCUGCUGUAUCAGCGUGGAGUUUUACACUGAUUGCUGUACUCCUAGUCAUCUGUGCGGUAUCAGUGGUGGUGAUUGUGCGGCUGAAGAGAGAAAUUCAGCAGCUCCGGAUGAAGGCCGAGGUUUUAAUGAAUGGACACAGUGACCACGGUCCAGAAAUAGAGAGACUGUCACCCCCCAAUAAUGUCCAGGGAGUCUGAGAGAUCAUCACUAAUCAGUAAUCUAAA